This is a messenger RNA of Ziziphus jujuba (common jujube), 648 nucleotides long. RefSeq lists its product as uncharacterized. Lineage: Eukaryota; Viridiplantae; Streptophyta; Magnoliopsida; Rosales; Rhamnaceae. The transcript has 2 exons. The record is from RefSeq and is a predicted model, not a curated record. The coding region runs from base 168 to 401 and encodes 77 amino acids.
UAAAUAAAUAAAUAGAAGAUGGAGACGAGAACGGAUUAAUUAGGCCAAGGAAAAGGAGUGUCCAACGACAAUCCGCCGCGUGUCCACGUUUUAAGGCUAAAAUAAGAGGCCAAACUCACAAAUCGCUUAGUCCAGGCGGGCUUUCGACAGUCUAAGGUUGGCUUAAAAUGGGAAAUAAACCUGCAAAGCAAGAAAGGGAUGAGAUUUUAUUGAAGGUCAUACCUCCAGUGGACCAAGCAUAUGCUAGGUGGCUUGCACGGGAUCUUGAGAGGAUUCAUGGCUUCAUUCCGGUAAAACCUCGUGCAGUGAAGCCCCCAGAUCACUAUAUAGAGUACAUGCGCUUGAAUGGGUGGUUAGACGUGAACUUGGAUGAUCCUGACCUUGCCCAUUUAUUCAAGUAGAUGAUAUUUUACUUAAUAGAGUGAACAUGAGAAGUCUAGUGGUUUGUAGGGAAUGAGAGUCAAAAAGAACAUUUUGUUAAGCAGGUUGCUAAGGAUGAUCUGAUGUUUAUGCUGUAAAAAGAAUGAUCUUGUCUUACAGAGAAUAUCUGGCAUUGUUUAAUUUUAUCUGGAAAGUUACAAUCAUUUUCAUGUGCUAUGGUGGGAGAAAGAAUUCCUGUUUUCGGAGUUUAUUUUCCUCGAACAGUUA